Macrosiphum euphorbiae (potato aphid) is the source of this 489-nucleotide messenger RNA. Lineage: Eukaryota; Metazoa; Arthropoda; Insecta; Hemiptera; Aphididae. The record is from the annotation of a GenBank genome assembly.
AUGAGGUGCGCCAGGACUGGUACAUAUAUACUACUCACGUACUUGACGGGCCUGUUCGACUUCAACGGAACUGAGGAGUUCGGCAACGAGACCGACGGUGGUGGUUAUCUGAACGUGACCACCGAGAUGCCUGUCCGGUACGCCCGGCCCAUGUACGGGUUCGUCAUGCCGUUCCUGUUGCUGGUGACCAUCGUGGCCAAUACUCUGAUCGUGGUAGUGCUGUCCAAGCGGCACAUGCGAACGCCCACCAACGUGGUGCUCAUGUCCAUGGCCCUGUCCGACAUGUUCACGCUGCUGUUCCCGGCCCCGUGGCUGUUCUACAUGUACACGCUUGGCAACCACUACAAGCCGCUGUCGCCUGUCGAGUCGUGCUACGCGUGGUACGCUAUGAACGAGGUCAUACCAACGCUGUUUCACACCGCCUCCAUCUGGCUCACGCUCGCCCUGGCCGGUCCAGAGGUAAGUGCGAAACCAUUUAUUGUAAUUUAA